Molecule: messenger RNA, 2873 nt
Organism: Rhineura floridana
Lineage: Eukaryota; Metazoa; Chordata; Lepidosauria; Squamata; Rhineuridae
Gene: TTC14
Product: tetratricopeptide repeat domain 14
Exons: 12
Coding region: 154-2448 (764 amino acids)
Molecular function (GO): protein binding; nucleic acid binding
Source: RefSeq, a predicted model, not a curated record
GCCUGCGCAAAGCUCGAGGCUUGGCGUGGAAGGGGGAGGAAUGCGUGAGAGAAACCUUACGGAAGAUUUAGCUUCCGGGUCGGGGAGAUCGUUCUGCGUGAGGGGAGGAGGCGCUGUUCAGGGCGUAGGGAGCGGCAGGCAGACUGCGGGGGAAUGGAUCGGGACUUGCUCCGCCAGGCGCUCGGCUUUCACGGGCCGGCGCUACUCUCCUUGCUCCGUACUGAGCAGCACGACAACCCCGACUUCCAGGGCCUCCUGCCACCCGGCGGGGCUAGCUUGGAGGCGCUGCCGCCAGCCAGGAAAGAGAGAGGGAUUGAAAAUAUUGAGAUACAGCACUUCAUUGCAAAAAAAGCAGAUCUCCUUUUUUGUCAUUCUUGGAAAACAAAUGUGCCAACAACAACAGAAGCAAAUGAAGAAAAUGAGGAUUAUUAUGCUACUAUGCCACCUUUGGAGCAGUUCAUCGAUGUUCCCAGUGCAGAGAGGAGAGAACUGUUUUUCCGGGAUAUUGAACGUGGGGACAUAGUUAUAGGAAGGAUUAGUUCUAUUCGUGAAUUUGGUUUUUUCAUGGUGCUAUUCUGCCUGCGGAGUGGUGUCACUCGUGAGAUAGCAGAUCUCGAAAUCACUGCUCUUUGUCCAUUGAGAGAUGUGCCUUCCCAAAGCAGCCAUGGUGAUCCUUUAUCAUACUAUCAAAUAGGUGACCUUAUUCAAGCUGCAAUCAAGGAUAUUGAUCGCUACCAUGAAAAGCUCACAGUAUCAUUGCACAGCUCUGCUUUGUCUCCAAGCCUAGCAAGUACCAAAUUAGGAGUAAUCAGCACAGAUGACUUGCCUCUGCACUAUAGGAGGAGUAUUGAAAUAGCCAGCGGUUUGGAAACAUUUGAAAAAGUUUUGGAUCAUUCCUUGGGCUUUGCCAAUCCAGCAGUAGUUGAGUUUCUGGUAGGAAAGCUAGGACUGAAUGAAUCCAGCCCACCAUCAUUAAUGAGAGGACUACAAAGCAAAAAUUUCAGUGAAGAGGAUUUUGCUGUUGCAUUGAGGAAACGACAAUCUGCUUCCUGGGCCUUAAAAUGUGUAAAGAUUGGUGUUGAUUAUUUUAAAGAAGGUCGUCAUGUAGAUGCUAUGAAUGAAUACAACAAGGCAUUGGAAAUAGACGCACAAAAUGUCGAAGCCUUAGUAGCCCGUGGAGCUCUGUAUGCAACAAAAGGAAGCUUAAAUAAAGCAAUCAAUGAUUUUGAAGUUGCUUUAGAAAACUGUCCAACGCACAGAAAUGCCACAAAGUACCUUUGUCAAACUCUUGUUGAACGGGGAGGCCAGUUGGAAGAGGAAGAUAAGCUGUUGAAUGCUGAGAGCUACUACAAGAAAGCUUUAAAUGUAGAUGAGACAUUUAAAGAAGCUGAGGAUGCCUUGUUGAAACUUCGUAAGCAGAUGCAGAAAUCUCUGGAAAUGAGAGAGAAACAAGCCGCAAAAGAAGAGAGGCAAAAAGAGAAGAAAAUAGAAACAAGUGCAGAAAAACUGCGUAAGCUCUUAAAAGAAGAAAAAAGGUUAAAGAAGAAAAGGAAAAGGUCAACUUCCUCUUCCUCCUCCUCUGAUUCUUCGUCAGAUGAAUCUCCUUCCUCCUCUUCCUCUUCUGAUAACAAAAAGCGUAAGAAAAGGAAUCGGAGUCGGUCCGAAUCCUCGUGCAGCUCAAAAAAGCACACUUCUAGGAGUUUCUUACAUCAGAAUAGGAAAAAUGACUGCUAUUCUCCUCCAGCCAAUACCUCUGCUUCCUUCCUUAAUCAAAAGCAUGAAAUGGAGAAACUGCUGGAGAGACAGGACGGGUUAGCCUAUCAAAAACCUGAGGUAACAGAGAGAGAGUACUCUCUGUCAAGGACUCGUGCUCCCAAUGAAGAUGCUUAUGGAGGUAGGUCUGAAGAUUCCAGAGAUUCAUACAACGGCUCCAAGACUCAGGCAGAUAGUAACACAACUGAGAAACAGGGUAAGUUAGAUAAAGUUUCUUCUGAUAGGAGGGAUAGUACAGGUUCCUACUGUAGAAAGUCUGAUGACAGGAACAAGACAAAAUAUUCAAGAAAAUUAGAAAAAGAAUUGAGGAGGAAGGAGCAUUAUCAAAAGCACAGCCCAAGCCAAACAAAGUACUCCACAUCUCCGACAGGGUCUGAUUACUCAACCAAAUCAGUUGAAUACUACAAACAAUAUACCAGCCAGUGGAUAAAUGAGCCUAGUAGGUAUAAUGCCGACAACAGGCCUGAGUUGGCAUGGAUUAAAAGUGAGAAAGAACCCAAGAGUAAGGAAAGGGAUACCAGAAAAGCCAAUGACCUAGAUGAGGAAGCUACACUCAAUGGUAAAGGACAAUCGGGAAGUGGUGCUAGGAAACAACUGCCUCAGAACUUACUCAACAUAUUUAAUCAGAUUGCUGAAUUUGAGAGAGAAAAAGGAAGCAAGCAGAAAAACCAGUGAUUGUUUAAAAGAAUCUGUUACACUGGGUGCAAGCAUAGUUCAAUUUCUAAUUACUAGACAAGUCUGUGCUCUUAAUAGAAAAAUAGAAAUGUUUAGGGUUUUAUUUUUUGUUCCCAUCCCUUGAUAAGAUACUGAUUUAGGGAAUGAUGAAUAUGCAAGAGUUACAUCAUAUUUUUAACUGAGUUUCUUAUGCUGUUUAGGAUAUUAAGAUGUGAUGGUGUGAUUGGUUGAAAAACUUAACUACUAUUAAGACUGCCAUCUGUGCUGAGUAGCAGCCAAAUUGCACUUUACAGGAGGAAACUUUCCAAGGCAUCAAUGACUGUUAACUUUCUAUGGCUAGCAUAAGCAUAAACUCAAAAAGUUUUUAAUGAAUGUGCUAUCAGUGUAUAUAUAGUCUGUCUUGCUAUUAAAUUUUUACAAAACUC